AAUGACUACAGAUCCCAGCACACAGUAGGAGCCUCUUUGGCAAUACAGCUCUGACAUUUCGGUACAAGAACAGAGGUGACCCCAUCCGACUGGACCACAGUGGGAGAGCUCAAGUCCGAGACGACACCCUUCCAUCCUAAACGAAGAAAGGUUUAAAAUAUGGCCGAGCCCAUCCGUGUGCUGGUGACCGGCGCUGCCGGCCAGAUUGCCUACUCUCUGCUGUACAGCAUCGCCAAAGGAGAUGUCUUCGGCAAGGACCAGCCAGUCAUCUUGGUGCUUUUGGACAUCCCGCCCAUGCUGCCCGUCCUGGAUGGGGUUGUCAUGGAACUGCAGGACUGCGCUCUCCCACUGCUCAGAGAGGUGAUCCCCACUGAUAAAGUGGAGGUGGCCUUCAAGGACCUGGACGCUGCCAUCCUGGUGGGCUCCAUGCCCAGGAAGGAGGGGAUGGAGAGGAAGGACCUGCUGAAGGCCAACGUAGCCAUCUUUAAAACACAGGGAGCCGCACUGGACAAGUACGCCAAGAAGACUGUCAAGGUUCUGGUGGUGGGAAACCCGGCCAACACAAACUGUCUGAUCGCCUCCAAGUCUGCUCCGUCCAUCCCUAAAGAGAACUUCUCCUGCCUGACCCGGCUGGACCACAACAGAGCCCGCUCCCAGGUGGCGAUCCGUGUUGGCGUGUCCUCUGACAAGGUGAAGAACGUGAUCAUCUGGGGAAACCACUCAUCUACGCAGUACCCGGAUGUCCACCACUCCACGGUCGACCUGCACGGCAAGGAGGUGCCGGCCUUCGACGCUGUGAAGGACGACAACUGGCUGAAGGGAGACUUCAUCUCAACGGUGCAGCAGCGUGGGGCUGCUGUGAUCAAAGCCAGGAAGUUGUCCAGUGCCAUGUCCGCCGCCAAGGCCAUCUGUGACCACAUGCGGGACAUUUGGUUCGGGACCCCUGAUAAUGAGUUUGUGUCCAUGGGUGUCUACUCCACUGGGAAUUCCUACGGCGUUCCUGAUGACCUCAUGUACUCAUUCCCUGUCGCGAUCAAGAACAAGUCCUGGAAGGUGGUGGACGGUCUGCCGAUUAACGACUUCUCUCGUGGCAAAAUGGACGCCACGGCGGCGGAGCUGAUCGAGGAGAGAGACACGGCGCUGUCCUUCCUCGGAGUGUGACUAGACGUCGACACGGCAACGGGGCAGCACCAAGACCCUUCUAAACCCCCACACUCACAACUGUAAAACUCUGACCAACUCCAGCGCUGCCCGUAAGAGUGAGAGAGGGAGAGUGUCUCUAAACGUGUGUGGGUGUGUGUGUGUGUGUGUGCGCAUCAUUUCACAAGGAUCUGUAUUAUAGCAGCGAAUCCGCUGGGUCUCACAGGACAACACCUGGAGGAGAACCUCUUCAGGAACAGGAACGCACAUUGUUGUCCUGAGCAAUGUAACAAUACUUGUCUAUCAAUAAAAGAAAAGACUUAUAA
Molecule: messenger RNA, 1466 nt
Organism: Colossoma macropomum (tambaqui)
Lineage: Eukaryota; Metazoa; Chordata; Actinopteri; Characiformes; Serrasalmidae
Gene: mdh1aa
Product: malate dehydrogenase 1Aa, NAD (soluble)
Exons: 9
Coding region: 160-1161 (333 amino acids)
Biological process (GO): tricarboxylic acid cycle; malate metabolic process; oxaloacetate metabolic process
Cellular component (GO): mitochondrion; cytosol
Molecular function (GO): L-malate dehydrogenase (NAD+) activity
Source: RefSeq, a predicted model, not a curated record